Entamoeba nuttalli P19 is the source of this 432-nucleotide messenger RNA. RefSeq lists its product as hypothetical. NCBI's taxonomy places the organism in Eukaryota, Evosea, Mastigamoebida, Endamoebidae. The record is from RefSeq and is a predicted model, not a curated record. Bases 1 to 432 code for a protein of 143 amino acids. The transcript has a single exon.
AUGUCUAGACUAUAUAAAAGCUCAUUAGCUAAGUUCUUAGCAAAAAUUCAUCAACUACCAAUUACUAAUUGUGAGAGUAUGACUAUUCCGUCAUCUCCAUUGAGAAAAAAAACAAAGGAGCUGUUAAAAGAAUCUUUUAGUGCUGAUGAAAUUAAUGAAUUAAUGGAAAUGGUUAAAUUUUCACAUCAACCAAAACGUUUAUUAGAUGAAAUGGAAAUAGAAAAAAUAAAAGAAUCUAGAAAGAUGUCAAAAGAAGAUAAAUUGGGAUGUAAAGUUCAGUCUUCGUAUUGUAAUUCGUUUAAUGAAGAUGUCUCAAAACAUGAAAAACAUUGUGUCAGAAGUUCUUUAAAAUAUAAACAAAAAGAUUUACUUAAAAAUUCAAUAACAGAAAUAAAGAAGACAAAAGAAAGUGCUCCUCAUGUUCACCAUUAA